AUGCCAAAUUCGAGCGCCAAAAAGAAAAUUACGACCCCGCUCAAACUUCCAACGACACAAAUUCACGAUAAUUCCGACGAUUCGAGCGAAAGUGAACUCCAAAUCGAUGUCGGUCCCAGUUUUCGAACGCCAGACAAGAAAAAAUCCGACACAAAACGUUCGCCGCCAACGUCAAACCGGAAAAAGAAACGUCGCCGCAUCCGAAAAAGCUCCACGGGCGAAGAUGAGAAGCUCGAUCUCGCAAUUGAGGACAUCGAAGACACGAUUCAGUCGUGCAUUCAAAAGAACAAAGAGUUGACGCCGGAAGCUAUCAAAAUUAUUUUACGAAAAUUGGUGAAAAACGAGCACGUUUUGGCGAUUUGUCGGCUGAAAGAGGAGGAACUUCAGCAAAAAUGCGAAGAAAAAGGAAACGAAGCUGACGACGAGAAUGACGAGCUACUUCCGAAACUCACGCGAGCGAAAGCUAAACAAAUGGACAAGAAAUUGUUGCCACUCGUGCCGCUGAAACAACCGCAACCGGAUAACGAAGUUGUGGAUUUUCUCGCGAAGGAAAUUAAUGACGAUGACGAGACAGAUCCGGAAUAUCAACCGGAGGAAGAUCCGAAUACGACAAUUUCGGAUAUGGAUUCGUUGCCUGCGACGCCGCAAAGUAUUAAAAAGCCAGAAAUGGAGAUUUUAGUCGAUGGUGUCUUUAAGAUGCCACGAGUGAGGAAUGAGAGUUUGACGCAAAGUGAAGGAGAAGCAGAGCCAAUUUGUAAGAGAACGAGAACGAGACUUUGUUUGGAAACGACGCCGAUUGAGACGUUGGAGUCAACUCUCGUAGCGCCUGAUAUCACUGUUGACAUGUAUGAUAUUGAUAAGGAUGUUGAUCAGCAUUGGGCUGAUUUUUUGAAUGAAUUUGCGAGACCUUUUAAUCCAAACGCCGACGAUGACGAUCCAAACGACCCUGAAUUCCAGCCUGCUGAAGUUGUUCCCUUAGACAAGGAGGAAUUAGCGAAUGUAGCGAUCUCAAAAACGGAAUACAACACUCUCGUCAAGGAAUUAAUGGAAAUUGUCGAUACCAUGGAUGCCAGCAUCUUCGAUCAAACUGUUGUCGAAAAUCCUCAACCUCCUCCAGCUUCAAAAGAAGUCGAGCGAAAAAUCCGUUCGCCACGUAGUAUUCGAAAAAAGACCUCAAACGGGCUCAAUGAGAGUGCUGAAAGUCAAAAACAUCAAGAUUUACACACACCAACCCCUCUUGACGACUCGCAAAUAACUUUUGUGCCAAAUUUGAUGUCAACCAUUAACCAAAGCACCAUCGUUGAAGUGCAAGGAGACACUUCCAUCUUCAAUGAAACCGUUAUUUCGACGGAAACAACAAAAAGUGCGAUUGUCGAUACAAAAUCCAUGAUAAAUUUAAGCAUCCAGAAUCCCGUUAAUGGUGACCAAUGGAUCUCGUUGGACCGUUUCAACCUACUUUCUUACGCAACACUGCAGGAUGGCGUUUAUUAUUUGCCUCCAACGCAAAAAAUUAUGAUAGAAGUGCCUACAGAUCAACUUUUGAAGUCGAUGUCGCCUCAAGCUGACACGAAAAUUAUUUUAUCUGACAGUAUUCAGUCCGGAAGUUUCAAUAAUUCGGCGAUUCAAGUGAAUGAAAGUUCUUUAAUUGAGUCUCCAAGUUUAGUUGAUGACACAAAUUCCACAAAAUAUGGCAAAAUUCGACCUUUGAAGCAAUAUGAGAUGCUGGAUUUCAGUCCGCCAACACAAAUUUCGGAGAAAAAUGAGACUUUUGGCUUCACGAUGGAACAAAAAGAGAUUUUGGAUCAACAAUUGAGGAUGCAUGCACAGCUGGCAACCCAAAAUUUCCUUCAGACGUACUCGCAUCCGCAAUAUUGGCAAGACGCGGAUGUUUAUUCGAACUUUUUGGGGGAGUUAGAGAGUUGUACACGAUGGUCAGAGCAACACGCAGCAGUGCAAGGCGCGAUAAAUUUGUGUCAGGAGUGGAAAAAAGAUGUAGAUGGUCCAGCGGGAAAAUUUGUUGUUGAUUGGUUCUACAAAGAAUGGGACUUGGAAAAACAAGGAAAAGAAGUCGUCAAUAAAUGGUAUCGCCCUCAAUUGUGUCCCAAAAUAAUGGAAAUGAUGAUCUCACAUCCGGUAUUUGCCUUUCCGAAGCUUUUGCCGGAAAUCGCGUUCAAAAGUGACUACAACACGGAGAAAAAUAAGACUGAAUUCAUGACUGGCGAAGAAAUGCUCAUAACUUUUGGCUUAGACACUUUUUCCAAGCAACGCAAAGAAGAAGUCGAAAGACUGAACAAAUCCGUGGGAAAAGUCAAAUGGAAAGUAACAAUUCCGUAUCUCAGUGAAAAAAUAAGCUUAAAUUUGGUGAAAUGUCGCACCGCAAAAGCAAUUUACGAGAAAAUUUUGCAUUUUAAGAACAGUACGACGAUGUCUCCGAUCAAAUAUUGGUUGAAAUAUGAAGUUACCCCGAAAGUUAUUUAUAAAAUUACGCCCUUGAGCAUGGAACGAACACUCAAAGAGACUCCGGAGAGCUUAAAUAACACUUGGAGGCAGUUUAUUGUCAAAAAGGACCUCGAUGCUGAAGAACAAAAGAAAAAAUCAGGAAAAAACGGAGAAAUUUCCUUGGAUGAACAAGAAAAUAUUGAAAAUUUGUACGGAGCGGUAAUCAAGAAGCAGCGGAAACCAAAAAGAAAGCCAUUGACGAUAUCAACAGAGACAAGCGGUGACUUUAAGAUAGAAUUAUCCCUAAAUUACGACGGAGAAAAUUUAAUUUAUGAACAAAAACCGGCAGAAUUGAAAGUCACAAGUAGCGGAAACGAAGAAAAAGACGACGAUGAAGAGGAUUUACCGUUGGAAGAACGUUUAAAGCGUCUCAAACGCAACAGUGGCGAGCUGAAAAAGGCAAAAAGAGGUCCAAAGCCAACUGCAAAAACUUAUGCCAACACAUUAAAGCCAAUUAUUCCUGAUUUCAUCAAAAAUCUCAACUAUUCCAACAGAAAAUUCGAUCAAGCGCGGAUAGGACGAAGCGUAAUUCGAUCAAAAAUCUUAAAAAUCAUCUACGAAAAAUUCAAAACAUUGGAAAUUUUCACUGCUUGUUUGAACGAACUCAAGUUUAUGGCAGCUUCGCCGCAAAAUAUCAAGAAAAUGGUCAAGCCCACAGCAAGUACGGAGAAGAAAAAGGUCGUGCCGCCCGAGAAUGAAGCUGUUUUCGCGCAAAACUUCUUCGAAAAAGUCGAGGAAACGCUCCUGAAUGCCAACAAAUUCGAAGAAUUCGAAAAAUUUGCGCAAAUUUUGAAGACUUUUGACCCGUCAAAGGAGCGCGUUGCCGAUUUGUACUACAAAAUGGAGAAAAUUUUCCAUCCGCAUCACCCGGAAUUACUCAGUUUGUUCCUGAAUUUCCUCGAACCGGGUCAAGCGAUGCAAGUUGGCAAGUUUUUCGAACAUUUUAUCAUGACAAACAUGUCGACGUUCCUCGAAAAGCUCAACAAAUAUUUCGUUAAACAGCCGUCGCAGAUCAAAAAAAUCUAUAAUUGCUUGAACGAAUUGUCGAAUGUGGAAAAUGUCACGAUUGAGAUGGUCAAAGAGAGUAUUUUGCCGCUUUUGAAGGGAAAUCCUCUCUUAAUUGACUGGUUUCAACAAAUGUUUGCCACGGAAAAGCCGAUUGACUGCAACGAAGCUGACAGCGAAACGAUAAAUUGGAAGAAAACAACGCUCGAGGACGACUCAACGGGCGUUUAUGAAGAACUUGUACUCUCAGAUGUGCCUUCAAAGGACGAAAGUCCCGCUUGUGGCGUUCGAUACUUUCAAGGAAACAUCAUGUACAGCGGGAGAACUUUCACGUUACCGGCGAAAAUUUCAUUUUUGGCAUACGAAACGGUCGUUCAGAUGGAAAAGAAGGAAAUGGCGGCGAGAAAAAAUAAAUCUAUGGAAGCGACGGAGCCGAAGGACGGGACGAAUUGUUGUCAUGCCAUCAAAACUUUCGCUGAUACGCGAUUAACGGAGAAAAGUAAGACUGUGGGCAAUGAAAAAGACACGAAUUCGUCGCAUAGUAGCGAUGAAGUGGAAAAUAAUUUGGCGGGAGAAGGUUUAAAAGUCGUGAAAAAGGAAACAACAGCAGCUAAUACGAGUAAUGGGAAGGAAGAUGGCGAUGGAUAUUAUAGUACAGAUGAUGAACAACCGAAAUUAGCAGAUGCCAAUACGCUAAAAGUGCAUGCGAUUCGAUUAAAUCCAGCGGUACAUGCGAGAAAUGGAGAAAGUUUUGCCGAUAUGUCACAUUUGUUGACUUCGCCGCAGAAUGUUGUCGAAAAAUACUUUUCUGACGACACAAAAUCUCCCACAAAAAAAUCAAGUUCCUCAUCAACUUCCGUUCAUAUUGCCUCAAAAACGAGCAAAAAACUUCUCAUGUCACCAAAAGCUGCUUCCAAAAUACUCAAAUCCCCGCCACAAGCGAGAAAAUCUUCCGUAGAAUCAGUUCCAGAAAAUUCCGCUGCCCUUAACACGGGAAAAAGACUGAAAAAUUUAUGCGAAUCUGAUCGCGACUCGGAUUUGGAUUGUCCUUUAGCGGCAUCGAGAAGUAGAAGAAACAAAAAAGUCAAAAGUCGUAAAAUAAGCGACACAAAAAAGCCUGAAGACGUAGAACAACAAACUAAAGAAACAAAAGAAAAAGAAUUAAGAAAGUCUCCUGUGCCAAGUACGAGUGGCGAAUCGAUCAAAAAUCAACCUGAAGCGAGUACAAGUCAAGAAAACGCGACAACUUCGACGGUUUCAACGAAUUCUGAGGAAACAAUACCAAAAAAUAUUGAGAAAAAUGCUCCUGUUACGGUUCCAUGGACUCGUGAAGAGGAUAAAUAUAUUUUAGAAGAACAAAGGAAGGGAUAUGAAAGUGUUGCAGAACUCGUGUCGAGAUUGACGAAAGUAUUAACGAACCGAACAAGCAAAGAAGUGAAUGAAAGAUUUGAUUUUCUGAUGGAUUUGUUGAGAAAAAUUCAACAAAAAUCGUAAAUUUUGACAAAAGUUUAAUUUUUUGAAUGAACGUAAGGAUUUUAAGUCAAGUCAGGUGU
Messenger RNA from Culicoides brevitarsis, 5057 nucleotides. RefSeq lists its product as uncharacterized. Gene Ontology annotation, cellular component: nucleus. Gene Ontology annotation, biological process: regulation of DNA-templated transcription. NCBI's taxonomy places the organism in Eukaryota, Metazoa, Arthropoda, Insecta, Diptera, Ceratopogonidae. The record is from RefSeq and is a predicted model, not a curated record. The coding region runs from base 1 to 4998 and encodes 1665 amino acids. The transcript is spliced from 6 exons. Gene Ontology annotation, molecular function: transcription coregulator activity.